Messenger RNA from Cryptotermes secundus, 6729 nucleotides. RefSeq names its product RB1-inducible coiled-coil protein 1 (gene Atg17). The coding region runs from base 372 to 4172 and encodes 1266 amino acids. The transcript has 22 exons. Gene Ontology annotation, cellular component: Atg1/ULK1 kinase complex; extrinsic component of membrane; phagophore assembly site membrane. The record is from RefSeq and is a predicted model, not a curated record. Gene Ontology annotation, biological process: autophagy of peroxisome; glycophagy; autophagosome assembly. NCBI's taxonomy places the organism in Eukaryota, Metazoa, Arthropoda, Insecta, Blattodea, Kalotermitidae. Gene Ontology annotation, molecular function: molecular adaptor activity; protein kinase binding.
GCCAAACAUCGCAGUAAGUGCCAUAGGUAUUAUUUUUGCAGUAUUGUUCAGGAGAAGUCGUCCUGUAAAUUUUAUAUUAGUGGAAGUGAAUUUGUAACGUCAAUAGAUUGUAUGUUGGUUGUAUUAAGUGUAAUUCAAUGUAACUGUCAAUACCUGCUUCGUUUUCUUUGUUGCUUACGCAAGGUUGAUUCAUAACAAGAAAUUUUGUUUACUUUUUGUACUUCGAUCACUGAGUGGAACGUAGUGUGAAAAAUGCAACAUACAUACCCCUGCACACAGCAGAUGGAGGCAAGCACCACAUAUGAAGUGCAACAAGCAGGAUCCUAGCUCAUAGCAGGACCUCCUUCGGGAGUGAAGUGAGAGUGGGCAGAAUGUUGUACGUGUUCCAUGUAGACACAGGAAAGAUGAAGACUUUUGACAUGAACCUGGCUGUGGAGAGUGUGGGUCAUGUACGAGUAUCUUACCUGAAUUUAUGUGACUUCAGUGUAAAACAGCUCCAGGAUGUGAUUGAGAGAAGCUGUGGCAUCCCUGUGGAGAAGCAGGUGCUCCUGGUGAGUGGUGGGGAGGCUUUAGAUCCAGCAGCUCGUGUGUGCAGCUACUCUGCUGGGACUGAUACCAACCCCAUCUACCUGUUCAGCAAGAAUACUAUUGAGAGUCUCACCCCACCUGCUCUCAGCAUUGACUUUGGUCCAGAUAUUUCUCUGAAGGACCAAGUGGAUGCCACUCAGAACAUGCCUGACACUUACACAACUGUUGUAGUGAGGACCCAACUGGCACAGCAGUUCUGUGAUCAUGCACGUGAACAGACACGGGUCUGUGAAAAUCUGGUCCAUGAUCAACAUCUCCAGCAGCAAGGAUGGGCAGCAGUUUUGGCCAACUUGGAGGACGUCACCCAGGUUUUCAGAACUCGAGCAGAACAUUUCAAUCAGAGCUUCAGCCAGCAUCUGGAGAUGAGGGCAGAGCACAUCAAGCUUCUGGAUAAUUUCCAAGAUGAUAUAAACAUGCUGGAGAAGAUUCCAGUGAUCCCUGUAUUGCUGGAAGCUGCAGAGGAUGAGGCCGCUGGAGCUGCCAUAGCACGGGUGUCACCAUUGCAGGAGGGAGGGGAGCUGACAAGAAGUGACAGGGAUGGGGACCAGCAGUUGGAUGACAGGGGAGGAGAGGGUACCUGUAGCCAACAGCAAAGUGAUCAACCAGUAACCCUCCUGCAGUGGAUCUCUGCCAACAACCAGAGCAACAUAUACCAGUUGGCUCAGUUGUGCAUGAGAAACUUGGAACAGGUUGAUGACCAGGCAAUUGAAUCUCUGAAGGCAGAGGUAGAUAAGGUGCUGAAUCACAUCUUUCGGACGGAAGUGAAGGAAAUUAAGGGCUUGGAAGAGCGGUUGUAUGGACUGGAGCAGCUCAUGGUUGAAACCAAGAAAAUUGUUCAGGAACAGAGUGACCUGACUCAGUCAUUUCUGUCGAACCAGACUCGGGCAAAUGUCCUGGGUGAUACCUCUAUCUUGCCGGACCUUUGUGCAUCCCAUCGACGCCAGCUGCAGGUGAUGUUGCACAACCAUGAACACUUGCUGGACAUUCGAGCCCGUUGCACCCGAGCCAAGGAAGAGCUAUGUCAGAACCUGCAUAUGCGCCUGAAAUGGAUUAUGUAUGUGGAGAAUAUGAUGUGUGAUGUAGGGAGCCGCCUCAUGAUGUACUAUGAGAAGCUGAAGCGGCUGCGCCGACACCUUGAUGUCAUCCAGCAGAUUCACCUGUCUCCACAGAUGUACAUCAAUGCUGUUGGAGAAGUAGUCCGGCGACGGACCUUCUCUCAGGCAUUUCUUCUGUGGGCUAGUGACCUGGCAUGUCAGCUUCUGGUCAUCCACAAUGAGGAGGUGGCAAGACGCAGGGACUUCCAGAGUCAGUUUGAUGGUCACUUUCUGAACAAUCUUUUCCGAGGCAUGGAGGACUUUCCCCCUCCAUUUGCCACACAAGCACCUUUACCUUUUGACUUAAAUCUGCCCAGGCUUGCAAUAGAAGAUGUGGACAGGCUUCAUGCACAAUUUCCAGAACUGAGCUUCUCAGUUUCUGGCCCCGAUCUGGAGACCAUCACCCAAUUCUUCCUAGUGAAGUCUGUGACAGGGACCUUGAAGACAGAGGACAGGGAGGAAACUGCAGCCCUAGAAGACAGACUAGUGAGAGUAGUGACAGAUGCAGGUCUGGCUAGCCACCUGGAUCCAACACUGCUGCAGCCAGCUGAUGGGGACACUACUGCUCUUGCUCAGAGUCCCAGUCCCAUUUCUCUGCAAGGCAGUGCUCCUCCCAGGGAUCAGGACAGAGGCUUUGAGUCUGAGACUGACACAGAGGAAUUUGAGAAGGUGGGUCAGAGCCCAGUAGAGCUGACAUUUGACUCCAAACCGUCAACAAGCAGUGUAUGUGCCACAGGCCAGGUGACAGAGCAGGUACAACAGCCAGACAGGGUGCCGUCGGUCCUCGGCACGCUGGAGGAAAAUCUGGGCAACACCCGGAGUGAAGUAGAGCAGCUGCGUGGGCAACUUAGCGCUUGCUGGCGCACUACAGCUCAGGUUGUGAGUGAGUUACGAACAGAGUUAGCUAGCAUGCGGGCUCUCAUCUGGCAGGAGCAGGUUGAAUUUAAUGGAUUGCUGGCUCAGCUGUUGGCAGCAUUGGGACAGCAAUAUGAAUCUGCUGUGGAGGCUGAGAAGAUGCUUAGGCAGGAACAGUUACAACGUCUCACUGUAGACCAUGAACUGGAGAUGGAUUCCCUCAAGAAAUAUGUUAGGAGUGCAGCUGAGGCUAAGGACGAGGAGAUCCGAAUCCUGAAGCAGACCAUCUUAAUGAAAGAAGAAGACCUGGCAUCUCUGCGAGCAAAUAUGGAGGAACAGCUGGAGGAGAAAGUUCAGUCCCGGCAAGAAGCAUUACAGAAGCUAGAACUUGAACUUUCAGAGAUGAGGCAACAGUGCAGUGUUGUACAGGAGCAGCUGGAAGGGGCAGAGACUGAUAAGCAAAGAGCCCUCAAGGAGCUCUCUGAUCGGCUAACUCACAGCUACAAGACAGAACUAGAGGGACUGCGAUCUCGUUUUAGGCUCAUGGCAACCACUUCUAUGGAGCGCAGCCCCAGUGACAGCAGCCUUGAAAAGAUUGAGAGGUCUGAACUGAUUGAGUUGGUGAAUCAUGAGGCAAUUGUGGCUCAGAUUCGUAAGGAUCUGGCAGCAGAACGGGAGGCAGCAGUGCGAAGAGCAGUGGAGAAGGAGAGAGCAUGCUGGGAGGCCAGACUUGAGCAGGAACUCAAGCAGGCUCGUCUACGCUCUGAGGCAGAGAGACAGGUGUGGUUCAAUGAGGCAAUGAGGCGUGUGGUGGAAGAUAAGGAGCGGCAGCUGGAGAUCCUGCGAAUGCGUGAAGUCUCAUUGGUUGAGGAGUGUCAGCGCCAUCAGGAAACUAUCCGGCAGCUGACAGACAGUAGAGAAUCUGGCGCACAAGGAGCUGGAUCAGCAAUGUGGCCUCUUCUGGACCGUAUGGAUGAGCUGGAAGCUGAUAAGGCAUGUCUACAAGCCCAGCUGGCAGAGGAGCGUGAGAGGAAGGCAGCAGAGAUGAACACUUCAGUUGCUGUUGUUCAGGAGAGCACCAGCAGUCGAGAUGCAGCUACAAGCCCUGAGCCCUCACAGCGAGGCCUGCAGGAGGAACACCCUUUCAGGGAAAAGUUGACACGGAGCACAACAUCUCUCAUUCAGCAAGGGAAGAUCAGCAUUGUAUCGUGCAACGUGGGUGACGCAGUGCUGGUGGUGUGGGAUGAAGAGCAUCGGAACUACACAAUUUUGCAGGAGACAGCCACACUCUAUUUCUUGCACUCAGACUGCCUUGAUACGCUCGGUCUGCGUUCUGCAUCUGCAGAUGGUUCACUUAGACGACUCUACAGCACAGGUGAAGUUACUGAGAAGGAAUAUUGCCAUGCCAGGAAACCAGAGAACCGCUACCGAGUGCCAAAGGGAACCAAAUUCUAUCGAGUGAAAGUACGGCCAUUGCAGAAGGAUUCUUCAUUAGUACGUAGCCAACACCACCACCACCAUCAUCAGCAUGGUCAUCAGUCACUGACUCAAUCUCAGAAUCAGGAGCUGACGCGCUCACAGCAGGAACAGGACAGAAGUGCAAUGGAUGUGCCAGAGGAAGAGUCCAGGAGAUAAGUGAAAUGUGGUACCUUUUUUUGUCAUUACAAAUUUUGUAUUGUGGUAAAUAUUUACAGUACCUUACAUAGGCCAUGGAGUAAAAUAUUUUUGAAUCAUCCUACGAAGAGAAUUUUUACCCCAAAAGAGUGCAUGAAUGUUGGGGAAAAUGUUUUUUUAAGAUAUCUUUACAGAGGUUACUUGAUUUCCUGUUGGACUUUUAAAAUAACAUGGUCACUUAUGUUCUAGUUCAUUUGUCACUCAUGGUGGCAAAUUUUGUGAUAUUUUUGCUCCUUCUAUAUUUGAACUUGUAAGUGAUAGUUUGAGACAUUAUGUGAAUGAGGACAUAUUAUGUUGCUUCAAGAUCUCCCACGAUGAGGUAUUUGAUUGCCUGCUUCUGAAGUCAAAUUCUUUUUGUCUUUCUAUUGUGUAAUUUUUCUUUAUUUUAAGAAAUGAUGUAUAAUUGCAUUACUGCACACUUUUGUGUUCUAACUUGUCUUCUGCAAUUUGCAACCUAUGUAAAUACCAAAGGAAGAUUGUAAAGUGGAAGUUUCAGUCUUAUUUACAAUACAAGCUAGAGUUCCAUAGUAAAUAGUUUCCUCACAUUCUAGUGCUGUAGUCUUUGUAUUCUGUAUAAUUUCUUUGUGUGAAAAUCUGGAAAUGGCCUGGAGAAGACUGCAUUGUUCAAUAUGACAGAUUUCACAUUUAUGCAUGACAAUUAUAAUGUGGCCAUUUGCUUUUCUUUAUGAAAAAUUGAGUAGAAAUAUUGAAAUCACUUUAGAAUAAUUAGGUUAGUCGAGGAACAUCACAAUCAUGACUUUGUUAACACAAAGGAUGAAUUUUGCCAUAAUGGUUGUACUUGAGGAUUAAGUGGAUGCUGCUUUCCUUGAACGAUUCCACAUCAUCGACCAAAAGACAAAUCACUGCAGAUACGUAGAGCUAUAUAUAUAUACACACACUGUACAGUAUAUUUUUAUUGAGAGGAUUUUCUUCAUUACAGUUAUCGUAACAGUUUUCUUUUUUCAGUUUUCUUUUAUUGUUCAUUAACUGGAUUUUGUAAGGCUGUGAUGUAAUAGGCAAGGCUCAUAAAGCAAACUUGUUUUCACUAUAGGCUGCCAUGAGUGAAUUUGGCCCAGCAGACAAUGUCAUACUGCCCCAUUUGGACUAUCAUUGCUUGUGCAUGAUUUCCAAAGCUUGAGAGGAAUGGAAGUUGAAGGGUGGCAGAAAGAAAAUCACCAUCCUGCAAGACAGAAAAUGAACAUGAGUUCUUUUAUGCAUUGAAUUGGGAUGCAACUGAACACAGUGGUACAAAGUGUAUAUCAGAGUACUAUAAUUCCUGUUUUACUUGAAGCUCAGUUCAAACUUCAUCACUUUUUGCCAGAAUCACUGAUAAUAGAAGGAAGCGGUACAUGCUGUGCAGUAUAGACAUCAUUAAGAUUUAUGCCAUUGAUUUUAAACCUUUUAAUUUAAUUACAAGAAAAAAUAAUAGUUUUGUCUGUUCUGUGUUGUGAAUUUCUGACACAAGAAUAUACCACAUUAUAGAUUUAAGAUAAAAGAAACAGUAAUGAUUUAUGUGUCCAAAAAUGCACAUGAAUACCAUAGGUCAGGGAUGGCAAACGUUUUCAAGGCUGCAUGCUCAAAUGUAAGAGGAAAAAAUAAUAUUUUGUUAGUAAUUAGUAUUGUUUAUCAAAAUAUUUCUUUGAAAUACAGUUUUGCAUGCCCAGCAGCUUACCACUUGUGGCAUGCAUGCUAAUGGGUUUCUGUCACUGCCAUAGAUGGAUCCAAAUUUGCAAAGACAGCAUUUGAAACAUAAGUGUUGUGCUCCACCUUUCUAGAAUUUAUCAGUGAUUACAUUAUGCUGCCUGAGCCUUACGGGCUCAAGUCAAUCCACUGACAGAGAGAGGAUUAGAGCAUUUGUGACUCAUAGAGUUAAUAAUUUAUGAAUUAUUAUUAAUUCAACUUAAGAAGAGUUACAUACCAGAAGAUGGAACUCUUCUUAAUCACUGCUGUGAGAACCUGAAAUCCUGCAUAAUUCAGCUUAAUUCAAUAUUAUGUUUUAUGUAAAUGAUGAUUACAUCUCUAAAAGAUUAAAUAGAUUCAUUAUCUUUCAAAGCACAGUUCAAAAAUUUUAUACAAUGAUAAAUUUCGAAAAGAUAUACACCCUUCUGAAGCAUAAGUGUUCUUAUAUGUUUCUUGCACUCAUUGCAUGAACUGAUCAUGUGAUGGGGAGGCAAUGUCAUUUGUCCACAUGUUUUGCCUGGCCCCUAUGCAUUGUUAUAUAUAGCAGUUUUUUAUUAUUAUCAACAAUAGAUUGGUAUCUCCAUUAAGUGAACACAGGACUGAAAGGGAUGCUGAAGCUCAAAGAGCACUUGGAAACUCUCUGUACUGUACACUAGAGUCACUCUUACUGCAUUCACACAGAUGUAGUAACUGUAAACAUUUAACCCUUUAUGGUCCAAUUUAAAUACCAUUACGGUUUUCUGCCUGUCUUAUUUAAAUACUACUGAACUGUUUAUUUGCAUCUACUAUUAUAAACUGCUUAGUUUUUUAUAACUUCCAUAGAACUGAAGAAAUGUUA